AUGAGGGAGAGAGAAGCGGGGGAGGAGCCGAUUCGGUGGGAAGACGCCAUCGACGUCGACGACUCCGAUCUCCUUCACCUUCUCGUCCCUUCCUCCUCUUCUUCUCCCCAUCCCCAUACCCUUUCCUCCCUCCCUCCCCCCCUCCGGCCGUGCUCCCGAUUCCCUCCCCCUCCUCAAACCCUCGCCCCCGUCCCUUCUCCAUCUCCUCCCUCCGUCCACCGAUCCGCCGAGGAGCCUUCUCCCUUGCCAGCUACCACUACCCCACUCAUCCCCGGCCCUGCUGGCGCUGUUCAGGCCGCUUUGCGCCGCCAGUCUGCCUCCGCACGUCGAGACAGGCCGCUCUUGGACGACCACCGGAUGGAUGAUCACGGAAUGGAUCUCGACGAGGAAGAUGGGGAUUUCAAGCUCAACCCUUGGCUUUGCGCGUUGGAGUUUCUAGGGGAGGACUGCGACCUGGUUUGGCCGAUUGAUUCGAUCAAGACCCGGGCUACUGCGCGAGUGCCUCAGGUUGUAGGGAUCGUCAAAUCCUGUUCGCCAAAUGGAUUGGGCAACCUGUUUCUGACCCUGAAGGAUCCGACAGGCUCGAUUGGGGCCUCCAUCCAUCAUGGAGUCUUCUCGGAUUGCAAUCUCGAUGGUGAUAUUUCUGUUGGCUGUGUCCUUAUUCUCAAGCAGGUGGUUGCUUUCUGUCCAGCUCGCUCCAUUUGUUAUCUAAAUGCGACAUCAAAGAAUGUUGUGAAGCUGAUCAAUAAGGACUGUGGACCCCCUCAUAAGAAUGUGGAAUCUGGAUUUGGGACAAUGAGAGUAAAACCAACCCAGUCGAAUGUAGCUGAAACUAGUUUAGAUGAAUCUGGAAAGAACUAUGAUCAUAAUACAAUGAUGGGCAAUCAAAAAAUAGGUUUUGUUGGAGAGAUGUCAUCUGAAACCUGUGCUAAGGUUUCCACCACAACAGUUGCUGGCAGGCCUGACCCAGGACACUUGAAAAGACUUUGGUCAGUAGCUGGAGAACAAGCUGCAAUGCUUAGAGUUAAUGCUCGGAAAGAAGUGACAAAAAGUUUGAACCCCCAAAGGACGAUAGAUGGGGAUGAUGAGUGUCUUGCUCGAAGAUUACCUUUUAGCAAUACUAUCACAGCUGCCACUACAUUGAUGUCUUCCGAGCCUAGUUGUUAUUUAGCAGGUGAUAUAGAAAUCGUAGUUGGGGAAGCUGCAGAAUCAAUAGUAGGGCACAGAGCUUAUGCUGACAAUGAAGUAAGAAGAACUUUGAACUGUGAAAGAGUGAUUGACAGUAGCAAAAUGGAUGCUGGCAGAAGUUUUCAAUGUGAUACUAUCGCCAAAACUUCCACCACAACAAUGCCCUCCAAGUCUGACCUUAGAAUAAAUGAAGCUAAAAGGUCGAUUCCCAAAGUUUCUGUUGCACAAUGGACAGAUGAACAACUAUUGGAACUAUUUUCUGAUUACCCAGAUGAAGUCGAGUUAGUUAAAACCAGUCUUUGAUAUAUCAACAAGAUGGAGUCAGCUACUUCAUGGGUUUUGAAUUCUGCUUUCUAGGCUCGUCUUGGAUCAAUAUCAGGUAUCUUAAGCACCACAGUUCCUGCAUGUGUUGCAUGAAAAAUGCUUUGUGCUGAUAAAAUUUAUAUAAAAAGCACCAAAGAGCUGAACUGUUCCAGACCUCUCUUACAAGAGGAAACCGAAAGGUAUUACUAGACGAAAUCAAUUUACCUUCCAGGGUUGCAUUUGAUUCA
Messenger RNA from Musa acuminata subsp. malaccensis (wild Malaysian banana), 1739 nucleotides. The record is from RefSeq and is a predicted model, not a curated record. Lineage: Eukaryota; Viridiplantae; Streptophyta; Magnoliopsida; Zingiberales; Musaceae.